Molecule: messenger RNA, 735 nt
Organism: Culex quinquefasciatus (southern house mosquito)
Lineage: Eukaryota; Metazoa; Arthropoda; Insecta; Diptera; Culicidae
Exons: 2
Coding region: 130-666 (178 amino acids)
Source: RefSeq, a predicted model, not a curated record
UCUCUCUGCAUUAGCCAAAACAGACAGAGGUAAAGCAGAAACACUAUCAAACAAACGGCACAAAACAUUAGUCAUUCGCCGAAAAAACGCGAGAACGCGUCAUUUCUUCCCGUUUUUAUCUGUCACAAAAUGGUCCAGUACGCUUCGCUGUACGACGACCAGUACCGGUACCGGGCGGAACGGCCCUACAACCACGACAAAUGGAAGUUCCUCCGGCGCUGGGACAAACUGAACGGGAUGACGUGGAUCGAGGCCUCGAAGGGAGCGGUUCCGCCGGGGGCGGUCGUCGCCGGCCACCAGGACGGCCACACGCUGUACGUGGGCCGGGCCGAGUGUAUGAGCUCGGUGGCCAUCGGAGUGGUCAACCCGCACAGAAAGGCUUGCUACGUGCCCUGGGGCGGCAAGUCCCACAAGCGGGAAACGUACGAAGUCCUGUGCACGCCGGGCCAGUUUGUCCCGAUCGAUUGCUGCACGACACUGCUCAAGGGAACGCCCGGUGGGAUUUCGGAGCAGGGCGAACCGCUUUACAUUGGCCGCACAAGCCAUCAGGGAGCCCUGAUUGGGGGCAAAAUUCAGAGGUCCUACUUUUUCUGCUAUCUGCCGUACAAGAACAGGGAAGUGGAGCGGCUUGUGUUUGAGAGUGAGAUAUACAUCAAAUCAAGCUAAGUUGAGGGGAGGGAGGAGGUGGUCGAUGGGUGCUCUUGUAAUAAAUUUAUGACUGCUUCGAAAACAAAA